This is a messenger RNA of Pseudogymnoascus verrucosus, 1129 nucleotides long. RefSeq names its product tRNA (guanine-N(7)-)-methyltransferase (tRNA(m7G46)-methyltransferase) (gene TRM8). Gene Ontology annotation, biological process: tRNA methylation; RNA (guanine-N7)-methylation. The record is from RefSeq and is a predicted model, not a curated record. Gene Ontology annotation, cellular component: tRNA methyltransferase complex. Gene Ontology annotation, molecular function: tRNA (guanine(46)-N7)-methyltransferase activity. NCBI's taxonomy places the organism in Eukaryota, Fungi, Ascomycota, Leotiomycetes, Thelebolales, Thelebolaceae. The transcript is spliced from 3 exons. The coding region runs from base 197 to 1075 and encodes 292 amino acids.
CACGACCUUGACGGGUACAGGGGUCCUUACCCGUCGUCAUGCGUGUCAGCGAAAGGCGCUAAGAUAAAGAUGGCCGAUAACGUGAAUAAUCUUUGGACUUGCAAGCCGCCAGGUCUCACUAUAUUUGCGUCAUUACUCUGUCCACCAACAACAUAACUCAUUUGCACCAGGCGACCUAUAUUCUAUACUAGGCAUCAUGGCAGGUGCGGCUGGGAAAAAGCAGAAGAGGGAAGAGUACCGCGCGGCUCAGCGAGAUGAGGGCGGGACGGAGCUUCCCAAGAAGAAAUUCUACAGGCAGAGGGCGCAUGCCAAUCCAUUCUCAGACCAUCAAUUGACAUACCCAGUUAGCCCAGCAGCAAUGGACUGGUCGUCAUACUACCCCGCAUAUGUUGCGCCGGCACCAGCGAAAGACGAGGAUAACGAGACAAUGGAGGGCACAGAAACAAGCGACAAGCCAAGGCCAUUGACAAAGGAUGUAGAGAUUGCUGAUAUUGGUUGUGGUUUUGGUGGGUUAACGGUGGCACUCGCUCCUCACUUCCCAGACCAGCUCAUAUUGGGCCUGGAAAUCCGAACACAAGUAACAGAAUAUGUACAUGAGCGCAUCAAGGCGCUGCGUGCGCAACACCCAGAUAGCAACGCCUAUCAAAACGCAUCCUGCCUCCGAGCCAACACGAUGAAGUUCCUCCCCAACUUCUUCAAGAAGGGACAGCUCUCGAAGAUCUUCCUCUGCUUCCCAGACCCCCAUUUCAAGACCAGGAAACAUAAGGCGCGGAUUGUGUCACUCUCGUUAAAUUCAGAGUACGCAUAUGCUGUGCGACCAGGGGGAAUCAUCUACACUAUCACUGAUGUGGAGGACCUGCACAAGUGGAUGGUGCAGCACUUUGAUGCGCAUCCGUCGUUUGAGAGGUUGACUGAUGAGGAACAGGAGGCAGAUAAGUGUGUGCAUAUUAUGAGGACUGAGACGGAGGAGGGGAAGAAGGUGGAGCGUAACAAGGGCAUGAAGUUCGUUGCUUGUUAUCGCCGGAGGGAGGAACCGCCGUGGCCUGAGGUGGAGGCGGCCGCUAAGGCAGCUUAAGUCAUAAAUUCAAAGCAUAGUUCAAUUUUCAUGACUGUCAAGUUAAUAUUAUCC